This is a messenger RNA of Fundulus heteroclitus (mummichog), 2702 nucleotides long. It is a transcript of the gene irf3, whose product is annotated as interferon regulatory factor 3. Gene Ontology annotation, molecular function: protein binding; DNA-binding transcription factor activity, RNA polymerase II-specific; RNA polymerase II cis-regulatory region sequence-specific DNA binding. NCBI's taxonomy places the organism in Eukaryota, Metazoa, Chordata, Actinopteri, Cyprinodontiformes, Fundulidae. The record is from RefSeq and is a predicted model, not a curated record. Gene Ontology annotation, biological process: regulation of transcription by RNA polymerase II; immune system process. Gene Ontology annotation, cellular component: nucleus. The transcript has 11 exons. The coding region runs from base 170 to 1567 and encodes 465 amino acids.
AGACCGUCGGAGUUUCCCGAGAAGUCUGAAAGUCCGAAAUCAGCCGGGAGAAGCCGCAGGUCGGACCGGACCGCAGCCGUGUCUGCACCCCCUAACAGCGGCGGACGCGUCCCUGACUCCGGCCUCUGAAAACCGGGACUGGACGAACCGAACCUUCGACCCUGCAGAGAUGGCCCAAUCAAAGCCGCUGCUGAUGCCAUGGCUUAAGGCCAACAUCGACAGUGGCAGGUAUCCAGGGGUCCAGUGGACAAACGCUGAGCAAACAGAGUUUUGCAUCCCGUGGAAGCACGCUCUGAGACAGGACUCCUCCAACGCUGAUGUGCUCAUCUUUAAGGCCUGGGCAGAGGUGAGUGGAAACGGCCGGGCUCAGGGCGACCCGUCCGUCUGGAAGAGGAACUUCCGCAGCGCCCUGAGAGCAAAGGGCUUCAAAAUGGUGUCGGAUCAGAAGAACGAUCCCGCCAACCCGCACAAAAUCUACCGCUGGCCGGAGGGGCCGGCAUCAGGAGGCAAGUCUUCCUCCGGGUCCCAGGAGCAAGACGACGGCAACACCAUUGAUAACUUUAUAGCUCAGGAGAGUAAGGUUGUCCCCUUCUUUGAAGAUGAUGGUCUUUAUAAUCCACUAGACAUCCAGAUGCCAGAAUGCCCGGCCAGCCAGGAUAUCCUCCAGGAGUGCCUGCAGGGACUAAAUAUUGGCCCUGAAGCAGAGGGCACCGCAGGCUUUCAGCCCCCCACCGAGCAACGGCGGCUGCAGGAUCACGUCGUGAUUGGCGCACACCCGUUGCCCGGGCAACAGCAGCAUCCAGUAAUGUUUGAGCUUGCGGCCCGUGAAGCCGGGUUGCCGGAGCAACCGGCGGGUCCGGCGGGGGGAGCGGAGGGGGCGGGCUACGGCGACGGGCAGCACGCCGAGCAGUUCCUGCAAACGGUGAACCAGACCAGAGAUGGAGCGCAUUUCAAGACUGAGUUCAAGGUGUCUGUGUACUACAGAGGGACGAAGGUCUUGCAGCAGCUGGUUCCUAAUGAAGCUGGAGUCCGCCUAGUUUACAGGCCUGACCUAAACGGAACCGCUCUGGACCACGAGUCGGGCCUCUCACUCGUGUCUCUGCCAACACCUGAAGGCAUUCUGGACCGGACCCAAGUCACGCUGACCCAAAGGAUUCUGGACAGUCUUGGCAACGGCCUGGACGUGGGCAUGUCGGAGGGCGUGAUCUACGGCCAGCGGCGGGGUGAGGUCAAAGCUUACUGGAGCCUUUCCAAGUUCGACAACAGCAGAAGUCCGCAGGAGAUUCCUAAAAUGAACCCUGAACCUCUGUACCAAGCCAAGGACUUUAUCCGAGGAAUACUGGAUUUCAUUAAUGGAAUGGACUCCCCGCCGUACGCCCUGUUCUUCUGUCUCGGGGAAAAGUGGCCGGACCCAGAAAACAAGCCUUGGGAGAAGAAACUCAUCAUGGUAGAGGUGGUUCUGACGUCACUGGAGUUGCUGAAGAACAUGGCUGUUGAGUUUGGCGCCUCCUCUCUGCAGUCUGUGGACUUGCAGAUGUCGCUUGAAGAAAUGAUGGAGCUUUACUGAGGAGUUUCUCUUGGUUUUUUUGUUUUUGUUUUUUUUUUGUAAUUUUCUGCCUCAUAAGAUGUGAGAAUAUCUCAUCUUAUCAUUUCAGGAAGAUUUCAUUCAACGGCAAACAAAUCAUGUAAAAGCGAUAACCACGUUGUCCCGCUGCAUCAGCUGAGAUGUCACAAUGUAAAAGUAAUGAUAAAUAUGUUUGCAUUCUAUCCCUUAUCUGUACAUUUUCUUCAUGCAUAAUUAAUAGGUUUUGUUACAAUUCCUCUAAAAAUAGGAAGUUUGUAAAAGAAUUGGUUGCUGUAAAGCACCAACCACAGGCGGUUUAAUCAUGCUUGAUUGUAUCCUUGCAAAUAAUUUUCUCAUAUUUGUCAAGUUGUCCUGACUGUGAUCUGAUUUGUUGCAUUUCAUUCUUUUGAAGAGUUACAUAUUUUUGCAUGACAAAAGCAAAUUUCAUGAACUGAUGAAAAAUGUAUUUGUAUUUAAUAUGAAAAUUAACCAAAUUAGGAGUAACUUGUUUUCCUCCAACCACUAGGGGGCGGCAUAUUUCUAAUACGAUCCUUGCUGUGUGUUGAAUAUGCAUCAACAGGCAUUAUUGGUAAAUGGAUGAGAAAUAAAUCUGUUUGAUGUUGUGCCACGGCAGUAAAAUAUGAAUUUAUCUUAAUGUGUUUUACAUCUCAUGCUGUAAAUUUAUCUGAAUAUGAAUCUGUGCUCCAUAAUAUCCUACAAGACAUGGCAUUGUGUAUCAUGUAAUGUUUGCUGUUGAAUUAAUUUUCCAUGUUUUAACCACUGGGAUGUUGCUUACUAGGAAAUACUGGAGGACUUUGAGUGGGCUGAGUGAAAUUGUAUUUUUAGAGAGAUCAAACUUUAUUGAUACACUUAUGUCAUAACAUAUCAUAUAUCACUUAUGUCAUAAUCAUGACUAAAUAGAUCUCUUCUCAGGAACUACUACACAACAAACCAGAAUCUGAAGUCAAACCACUGAGAAAGCUGCUCUACAUGGUUUUUCUUUAGUCUGAAUUCAUUAUUUUUGUCCUUUUUUGAUUUCAGUCUCUGUUGGUUUCCAACCAGAGCAUCCAAUUAUGUACCAACCCAACUUAAUUAAUGGGGUGUUUACAAAAACAAAUCAAUAAAGUAAAUUAACUGA